This is a messenger RNA of Rhinolophus ferrumequinum (greater horseshoe bat), 1091 nucleotides long. RefSeq names its product CD320 molecule (gene CD320). Lineage: Eukaryota; Metazoa; Chordata; Mammalia; Chiroptera; Rhinolophidae. Gene Ontology annotation, biological process: receptor-mediated endocytosis involved in cholesterol transport; cholesterol homeostasis. Gene Ontology annotation, cellular component: plasma membrane. Gene Ontology annotation, molecular function: protein binding. Bases 1 to 846 code for a protein of 281 amino acids. The record is from RefSeq and is a predicted model, not a curated record. The transcript has 6 exons.
AUGUCAAACCUCAAAGAGCGAGGCGGGGACCGCUCGCCGCUGGUGCCGGGCGUGGGCGGCGCGUGGAGCGCCUGGAUGGCUCGGAGAAGUGCGUCCCGGACGGCUGCCCUGGGCCUGGCGCUGCGGCUGCUGCUCGGCUUCGCACUGGGCCUGGAGGCCGCCCCGACCUCGCUCACCACCCGGUCCCCGGCCCAGGCCGCAGGCCCCAGUGCAGGCUCGUGCUUGCCCACCAGCUUCCAGUGCCGCACCAGUGGUUUCUGCGUGCCCCUCAUCUGGCGCUGCGAUGGAGACCAGGAUUGCUCUGAUGGCAGCGAUGAGGAGUGCGAGAUAGAACCGUGUGCCCAGGAUGGGCAGUGCCCGCAAGCCACAGGCAGCCCCUGCUCUUGUGACAGCAUCGAUGACUGCCCUGAUGGCAUCGACAAGAACUUUCUGAACUGCAGCAGCCAGCCCUGCCGGAAGGGGGAGCUCCGCUGCUCACUGGGCAGUUCCUGCAUCCCACACACGUGGUUCUGUGAUGGCCACCCGGAUUGUCCUGAUUCCAGCGAUGAGCGUGGCUGUGGAACUGAGACGCUCCAGGAAGGCACAUCUGUGGGCACCCCUGUGACCUCUGUGACCUUGGAGAAUGUCACCUUUCUCAGGAAUGCCACCACCAGCUUAGUCAGGGACCAGGACUCAGUCAAGUCGGGAAACCAAAAUGCCUAUGGGACUAUCGCAGCUGCUGUGGUGCUAAGUGCAGGUCUGGUUGCCGCCACCCUCCUUGCGUUUUCUCGGCUCUGUGCCCAGGGGCUCCUGGUGGCCGUGAAGGAGUCCCUGCUGCUGUCAGAGAGGAAGACCUUGCUGCUCUGAGGAUGAGCUCUUGCCAUCACGUUGCCCAGGCCCUGAGUGCGGCAGCUCUGGAGACGCGGAAGCUGCUGCUGGCAUACCAGUCCUCCGACAUGGGUUCUUCUGGCCACGCAGCACUGCAGACCUGAGCUCCUGCAGAUGUGAUCCUGGAGACUGGAGGUGUCCGGGCCCUCCCCUGGAUGCGAGGAGCUGGAUGGGGAAUACACCCCAACUGGAACCAAGGGGCUGGCCCCAGACUAUUGCCAUGG